AACAAUAAACAAAUAAAAUAUAAAAUAUAAAAAAAUUCUGAAUUUAUUUUUCAUCUUAAAACCCUUACCCUUUAAAUUCUUUCAAAAAUCAUCCCAAAUUCUACCUUGUCUUCUCCGAUCUGCAACAAACAUUUGGGCAUUUUUGUUUUGCGAAAAGGGUGAAUCAAGAUGAAAAACGUUGAGAGGAUUGCGAAUUUGGCUUUGGCAGCUUUAACCUUAGCACCUCUUGUUGUGAAGAUAAAUCCAAAUCUAAAUGUUAUCUUGACUGCUUGCAUCACUGUGUUUGUGGGAUGCUAUCGUUCCGUCAAACCAACUCCUCCUUCUGAGACAAUGUCCAACGAACAUGCCAUGCGUUUUCCCUUUGUUGGGAGUGCAAUGUUAUUAUCACUUUUCUUGCUCUUCAAGUUUCUAUCUAAGGACUUGGUCAACACUGUCUUGACACUCUACUUCUUUGUACUGGGGAUCGUUGCCUUAUCGGCAACAUUACUACCAUAUAUCAAACGAUUUUUGCCAAAGCCUUGGAAUGAUGAUCUCAUAGUCUGGCACUUUCCAUAUUUUCGUUCUUUGGAGAUUGAGUUUACAAAGUCACAGAUCAUCGCUGCAAUCCCUGGAACCUUUUUUUGCGGAUGGUAUGCUUUAAAGAAGCAUUGGCUGGCAAAUAAUAUACUGGGUCUUGCUUUCUGUAUUCAGGGAAUUUGCAUGGGAUCGCCAGAAGAGGGAAUUGAAAUGCUCUCUCUUGGGUCUUUCAAGACUGGUGCUAUUCUGUUGGUUGGACUCUUUUUUUACGACAUUUUCUGGGUUUUCUUCACGCCGGUGAUGGUUAGCGUUGCAAAAUCAUUUGAUGCUCCAAUAAAGCUCUUGUUCCCCACAGCAGAUUCUAAAAGGCCAUUUUCGAUGCUUGGACUUGGUGAUAUUGUUAUCCCUGGAAUCUUUGUAGCAUUAGCCUUGCGUUUUGAUGUUUCUAGAGGAAAGCAACCCCAAUAUUUUAAGAGUGCAUUUUUAGGAUACACUUUCGGCAUUGGCCUCACAAUAUUUGUGAUGAACUGGUUUCAAGCUGCCCAGCCUGCUCUUUUAUAUAUUGUACCUGCUGUUAUUGGAUUUUUGGCUGCUCACUGUAUCUGGAACGGUGAUGUCAAACAGUUAUUGGAGUUCGAUGAGUCGAAGACGGCCAAAUCAUCUGAAGAAGAGAGUGAUGCCGCCAAAUCUAGCGAAAAGAUUGAACCAUCUGGAGAAGAGAGUGAUGCCAAAUCUAGCAAAAAAGAUGAAUAAAACAGUUUCAAUACAAAUACUUGAGUCAUAGAAUACCUCAUUACAUGUAAUAGUAAUAACUUAUUCAGCACCAAACACUAAUAGAUUUUGUUAUCGAGAAAAAUUAUUAGUCUUAUUUUCGGCACUUGAUUAAGGUUUGUUUCGUGUUAUUGUUUCUCAAUACUAUUUUCAUUUUUCUUGAUAAA
Messenger RNA from Medicago truncatula (barrel medic), 1454 nucleotides. RefSeq names its product signal peptide peptidase. Gene Ontology annotation, molecular function: aspartic endopeptidase activity, intramembrane cleaving. The record is from RefSeq and is a predicted model, not a curated record. Gene Ontology annotation, cellular component: lumenal side of endoplasmic reticulum membrane; cytoplasmic side of endoplasmic reticulum membrane; membrane. The transcript has 13 exons. The coding region runs from base 169 to 1269 and encodes 366 amino acids. Gene Ontology annotation, biological process: membrane protein proteolysis. NCBI's taxonomy places the organism in Eukaryota, Viridiplantae, Streptophyta, Magnoliopsida, Fabales, Fabaceae.